AUCGGAUAAAUGGCGAAGUUCAAGAUGAAAGUCUGCCGGCUAUGGCUGCUCUUUGUUUUGUUUCUUCCUUUAUCAGGUGUUCUGUGUUUCAGUGAGUUGUCUUUUAUCACAGAGCCCAGUGAUGUGACUGUACUGCCAAAGGAUCCUGCUAUCUUGGACUGUCAGGCUCAUGGGCAGCCUCCAGUCAUCAUCAAGUGGUUAAAGAAUGGAGUUCGCUUGACAGAAAGUGAGCACAUACAGUUUCUGCCAAACGGCUCCUUAUACAUACCAAAGAUAAAGUAUACCACGGAGGAUUCAGAUGAAGGAUUCUACCAGUGCCUCUCCCAAAACAAAUAUGGAGCUAUCCUAAGCCAAAGAUCACGUCUGACUAUCGCAAGUAUCUCAGAGUUUCAAAUACAUCCUGUGCCUAUGAUGGUGACUGAGGGCUCAGUGGCACGAUUCUCCUGUGCUGUCACCUCCAACCCUCCUGCCACCAUCACCUGGGAGUUAAACCAAAGCACAUUACCAUUAGAGACAGACAGAAUCACAGUUUUGCCAAAUGGAGUCCUUCAGAUUCACAAUGUACAACUGGAAGAUGCCGGACAGUAUCGAUGUGUGGCAACCAACAUUGGUAACCGUUUGGAGAGUAGAGAGGCAACACUGACAGUCAAUCAAGGUGCGGGCCCCAAACCCCGUCAGAGGCCCAGGAUCAUUGCUGGACCUCAGAAUAUCACGGUUUCCCUCCACCAAACUGUUGUGUUGGAGUGUAUGGCUACAGGUAAUCCUUGGCCCAUCAUCUCCUGGAGUCGUGCUGACAGUAAACCUAUCGAUGUCUACAAUGCUAAAGUGCUGGGGAAUGGGAACCUGGUGAUCACCGAUGUCAAUUCCAAGCAUAGUGGAAUCUACCUCUGCAGGGCCACCACCCCUGGAACCCGUAAUUACACCAUCGCUGCAGCAAACCUCACAGUUCUGGUGCCGCCAUCCAUUGUUGAGAGGCCUGAAAGUCAGACCCGUCCAAGAGCGGGCACAGCACGGUUUAUGUGCCAGGCAAAGGGUGUUCCUCCACCCCGCAUCAGUUGGCUGAAAAACGGCGAAGAGGUUCAUUUAAAUGGCAGGAUCAAGAUGUACAACAGUAAAUUGGUUAUAACCCAGAUCAUUCCUGAGGAUGAUGCCAUCUAUCAGUGCAUGGCAGAGAGUGAACAGGGUUCUGUGCUGUCUUUGGCUCGCCUUAUUGUUGUCAUGUCCGAGGACAGGCCCAGUGCACCAAGAAAUGUCCAUGCUGAGACCAUCUCAAGUUCAGCCAUCUUACUUGCCUGGGAGAGACCACUCUACAAUGCGGACAAAGUCAUUGCUUAUUCAGUCCACUAUAUGAAGGCUGAAGGUCUUAACAACGAAGAAUACCAAGUUGUUAUUGGAAAUGACACGACCAGCUACAUUAUUGAUGACCUUGAGCCAGCUCGAAACUACAGCUUUUACAUUGUGGCUUAUAUGCCAAUGGGAGCCAGUCGUAUGUCUGACCAAGUCAGUCAACAUACCCUGGAGGAUGUGCCUCUCCGCACCCCAGAGCUAACUCUGACCAGCCACAGCUCAACAGACAUCCAGGUGAGCUGGCAGCCACUACCUGCCAAGGUGAGCCGUGGGCGGGUGUCUGCAUACAGACUCUCAUACCGUACAGCUGCAGACAACACAGUCACCUCAGUGGAACUACCUCAGAACAGUACUGAAUACCUCCUGGAGGGCCUGCAGCCUGACAGCAUCUACCUGCUCCGCAUGGCUGCAGCCACUCGUGUGGGCUGGUGUGAGCCUUCAGCUUGGACCUCCCACCGAACACCUAAAAUCUCCAGCAACAAAGUGCCUUCAGCCCCUGUUCUUCAGUUGGAGCCUCUCAACUGCACUUCCAUUAUGGCACGCUGGCAAACUCCCUCAGAUGCUGUGGCUGUCCAAGGUUACAGAAUUUGUUAUCAUGAGGAAGGCCAACCAGAGCAGCCCACCAUCCAGCUACAGGCUCAAACCUACACCUAUACCAUCAGUGGCCUUGAUCCAAGAAGAAAGUACCAUGUGAAGAUCCUGGCCGUCAGUCAAGCUGGAGAUGGUUAUCAAACAGACCGAACAAUCAGUACUCCUGGAUGUGUGUCGGCUAGAGACCAACUGGCAGCAGCGCCUCCACCUCCAGAUCACGUGACCGUCUUGGCCCACAAUUCAUCUUCAGUGUCCCUGCGUUGGAGCCGUCCUGCGUUCACUUCUGGAAAAGCUGUUAGCUAUACAGUCCGCUGUACACCCGUGGGCACACACAACGCGUCUGCUAUUCGUUACAUACAAACAAAUAAACAGAGUGUAAUGGUUCAGAAUCUGAAUCCAAACACUCGUUAUGAGUUUGUGGUUCGUCUUCAUGUGGACCAGAUGUCGAGUCCGUGGAGUUCUGUUGUUUACCAUCACACCAUGCCCGCAGUGCCUAGCCAACCACCUGCAGGAGUGAGAGUGACUCUGAUUGAGGAUGAUACUGUGUUGGUGUCCUGGAGGGAGCCGACAGAGCCCAAUGCGGUCAUUACACACUACACCAUCAUGUAUGCUUCUCAGACAUCCUGGUUGGCUGGACAGUGGCAAAUUCUGCAGAGGGAGGGAAGCCAUACAAUGGCCCUUCUAGAAAAGCUGGAACCAGGUAACGUGUACCUGGUGAAGAUCUCUGCCUCCAACCAGGUGGGGGACGGACCUUUUUCCAGCCCUGUAGAGCUGGCACUGAAGCGUGGAAAUGGCUACCGGAGCAAGAACCCUCGGCACUCCGACAGCUUCCCAGACACAACAGUGUUCUCUGACGGCCUCUACCACAUAGACCAGAAGUCCAUGACAGGGAUCAUCGUCGGUGUUAGCAUUGCUUUGGCCUGUAUUAUUAUGUGUGCUAUGAUACUCAUCAAUAAGGGCAGACCAAGAAAAUCUUCCAGUCACAAAGUCAUCACUGUGGGAGACAGUGAAGGUCCACGAUCUGGUCUGUCUCUGCCUAGUGAACGCCAUGUGGAAAACGCCGAGGCCCUUAUUCCCAUGAUGAAUGAUGUCUUCAUAGAUGCCAAGGGUGGAUCUAAUAUGGUUAUAAAUAGCAACGGUCCAGUCAACAGCAAGAAUCAAAGCAAGAAGUGGCUGCUCUUCGGGAGGGAGAAGAAAAAUUCAGCUGCAAGCGAUCUUGAGAAUAGAGCGAGCUUGUAUGAAGCUGGCAAAACUGUUCUGAGGUACGAGGAGCGUUUAGGUUCAGCACCACUGCCGCCUUCAUCCCGGGAGAUCAUCUACGGCCCACUUCACGCAGAGAGCUCCCACAGUAGCGAAGGCAGCCAAGAGACCGGAGACUCUGGACACUACUCCAACGAAGAGAGCAACGAAGAAAUGAGCAGCCCCUCCACCGGCCGAAGCUCCAGACCCGAAUCGUUUGGACCGGACGACAUCACCACCGUUGCCGAACUGAAGCAGUCCUUUGAAGUACAAAACGAGGAGACGCCGAGACACCCCCCCCAUCACUCCGUCACUGAUGCCUCUGAGAUCUGCUGCAGCUCAGAGGGCUCUCAUCCGGCCCGACACUCCUCCCAAGCGGUCGGGUCCUGACAUCGCCUGGCCUGGAUGUGCUCCCCAGCUACCGGAGUUAUGUCGCUAUUUCCUUGUUUGCUUCCCGAGUUGAGCCUCCCUAUCAUUUCCUGAGGCACAAAGGAUCAGGGAGCACAGCUGCUGCGAUGGAGGGAAUGUGCACUGGCUUCGGAUCUACCUCAGGAUUUUGUAUGAAUGUUUGUUAUAACAUUUUAUUUCCAUUUUUUAAACUUUCUACCUGUUUGUCUGUGUUUGGCAUUGUCUGUCCAAAACCAAAGCUCACCUACGAUGAAUGUUUAAAAGAAUGUUCGAAAUGUACUGCGAUACAUUUUCAUUGUAUUUAAUUUUUUCCACUGGAGCAGAGGGUAUAAUUGAGCCCUUUUGACUUUUGACUGAUUAUCUACCUCAGUGUUCUGUUCCUGUAUAUACAUUACUACCUCCUUUGUACCACGUAUUGUGCAGUAUUAUCUCAGACUCAGGGGACAAGGUGCAAACACUUCAUUGCCACGUCUUGUUACCUCUGUUGGGCGUUAUUAUCUAGAGACCUUCAUUUUUAAAUUCUCUUGAGCUUUUAUUUUCAUGGUUGAAAGAGCUUUCAUUUGACAUUAUUUGUCGUUGAAUGGUGUAUGUUGUGAAAAAACAAGUGCAUUAGAUUUUGUCAAACCAUUUGAGCUUUAUUAUACAAUAUUGUUUGGCUUUUUAAGUGCACUGAACCAAAAGCUUUAACAUGGCCUUAAAGUUGAAAGGGCUUUGCAUACUAUAAAUGAUGAGAUCCAAAGACAGGAAGAAUUGUACCCAAAGAGUUUUGAUAAUACAAAGAUAUUCUAUGGCAGCCAAAAAUAUAGUGAGUGUACGUUUGCCAAAAUAUUGAUGUAAAUUUUCCCUAAGAAUGGUGGUUUAGGUGCUUUACUCAGUGUAAAUUUUCUUAAUGCUUUAUUCUGGUGAAAGCUUUAGCACAGGUCUUUCUGGCAUGUGCUCCCUUUGCCUUCUAGACCAUUGCUAAAUACAGCGGUGAUGCCGAUGCUAUUAUCCAAAGAGUUGUCUGCUUCCUCAGAUGGGUACGGCUUUAUAUUCAGUUGCUUCUUUAUACAACAAGGUGCAAAUUAUUGACACGAAUCCAAAGAUCCAAUGCCAGUGAUAGGCGAUGAUAUUUUGAUUCUUUGCUCAGAGGAUCAUCUGUCGCUGUUCACCAGAUUUUCUGUGUGGGGAAGAAUUCUUUAUCUCUCCAUUGUAUUUCCUGUCCAGGUGUGACAAUGAAGGAUUCUGACUAUCAAAAUCAAAACCCUAUGUGUGAACAGCAACAUAAUCAAUUUUUAGACCUUUGUAAUACAAAUAAUCCUAACCAAAGAAACUAAGUCUCUGUUAAUUAGUGAUUUUCUUUGGUUUUCAUUUAAAAACAUUGUUCUCAUUUAAAUGUGAUAUGAUUUUCAAUGGUUUUGAUGACUAGAAAGGCAUUUUUACAUAGUUGAAUUCUUAAAGCUUGAGAUAUCAUAAGCUGUCCUACUGUAUGUUGUCACCAUCAUAUUUCACCUGAAUGAUGCUUAGGUUACAAUGAAAACUUAAAAUUAGAUUUUUUUUUUUUUUUAAAUUUUUAGUAUGAUGUGAACCAAAAAUUUCCCCUUUUUCAAUGUGGCAUUUUUCUAAAUUAUAGGAUUUGUCUCAAGUUUAAGCUGUCUGUGUAAAGCCUGAUUUGAUUCCACAGGUGAUUUUGCUGACUUAAUUCAGGUGCCAAAUAUAGAUUUAGGAUGUAGACUUGACUGUUAUUAUUUAACUUAUGAUUUUCUGAUAUUUUGCUUUUGAAUACCAAAAACACCCUUUAAUGCAAUGUAUGCAACAG
Molecule: messenger RNA, 5383 nt
Organism: Sphaeramia orbicularis (orbiculate cardinalfish)
Lineage: Eukaryota; Metazoa; Chordata; Actinopteri; Kurtiformes; Apogonidae
Product: protogenin B-like
Exons: 19
Coding region: 10-3567 (1185 amino acids)
Biological process (GO): cell-cell adhesion
Molecular function (GO): protein binding
Source: RefSeq, a predicted model, not a curated record